AUGUCUCUAUCAGAUAAACAAAACAACAGCAUGGCAGGCAAACCGUUUGUCCCACAGGUCGGCUCUGCUUAUAGAAAUACUAAGACUCCGUUGACGCCAAAGCUUGCCGGCUUCAAUUCCCAUCUACCUCGAAAGCUCGCCCAUUUUGACUCCCCGAGCCCGAAUAACAACCGCACCCCUGACGUCUCGACCCCCAAGCCGUCGGCCAUCAAUAACGCGAAUAUAACACCAAGAUCUAGUCAGAGAAAGGCUAGAAAGGAUGGAAAUCCAUCUCCGGCUGCAACUACCCCUCCUCCGGGCCAUCUGGCUCCCCGUCUGGCCAGCCAAAGGAGCUCACGGAGCAACCCUAACGAGGUAUCGCCCACGCCCCAUGAGCAACACACCAGUUUGAACCUCAGAGUCUCGAGAGCAAAGAGCAUGAGCAAUGAACCUUUCGGCUACUUGCCAAACAACCGGCCAGCAUCAUCAUGCGGUAGCUCUGUCGGGACUCCGAUGUUCUUCCAUGCAGACGAUGCCCGCUCACCGACAUCCUCCGCGUACGACACAGAAUCGAAACCUCAACCUCAAUCGACUCUACACCUUGCCCCAAAGUCAUUUAUCUACGCAGAUGGUCGAACCGAAGACCCUACAGACUCUGCUGAACCCUCCUAUAAACAACAGCCUCCUGUAAAGAAGCCGGUACUGGCACAGUCAACCCCUAUAAAAUCUCCAGAGUUAUUCGUCUCUCCUCGGCUUCAAGAAACCUCCCCGUCAGGGCCACAGCUUAAACAGUUUACAGGCAAUGCAACCGAACAACACAUAUUCAGCCCAAAACUCGUGCCGGCACAAGAAAAGGCGUUUCCUCAGAUACCCAAUAACACCGGCCGUAAUGACCAGACACCCGGGAACUCCGUCAGGUUCGGCCAUAUGAAAUCUACCAGCUGCGACUCAACCCACACUGUGGGCCGAAAGCAUUCGUUUUUGGCUAGCCCUCUAAUACACCGUCCUGCACUCACACAGGAUAGCGCACCCCAACCAGCCGAUGAUUCUAUCGACCAAAGCCCUAGAGUUUCACAUAAUCCAUCACAUUCCUCAGAGGAUAUAUCGCAGCAUCUUCUCCCACGAGCUCCGAGCCCGUCCAAAGAUGACGGUAACGGUAACGAGCUUCAGAGGAUGAAUGAGCUAGCUGCCAAUGCCAGACGAGAACGAAAAGUUUUGGACCUCGAGAUCAGCAACUCGUCUCUACUAGCCAUAAACCGUGCUCUAGAGCGAGAAAUGCGAAAGCAAAAUGCUGAACUCCGUCGAUUUCGCCGUCUGAGCCGCUCCGGCCGGUUAUCCAUGACAUCCACUCGCCGGUCUGUUUCAGGAGGUGGUCUCUCGAUACUUAGUGAAGCAGACGGAGACGACACGGAUAGCUAUUCACAUUUCCGUACGUCACCUGGCUACUCAGCUGAUGAGCUAACAGAUGACGAGAUCGACCCUUCAAGUUCGGAGGAGGACAACAUGAGUUCCGGCCAUGCCGCAGAGCAUGAUGAGAAACACCGAGCUAAAGAUGAAAGCCGACUACUUCUCGAUCUAAAAAGACAUCAACAGUUGCUUAUUGAUAGUCAGAAGAUGAAUCAGAGCAUCAAACGUUGUCUUGGGUGGACAGAAAACCUUAUAUCAGAAGCCAAGAAGGCACUGGAAUACAGUGUCCAUGUGAGCGACGUCGAGGUCGGCGGUCGAGUUCUUGGCCCUGAUGACUUUGAUGGCGACUAUUUUAAAAAUACCCGAGGCCUCCUGAGUCCCUCGAUGGAUAUAUCUUGUUCGGAUAUACCGUCGUUCGAAGAACAUGGGGCCCUUGAAUCACCUCCAUCUAUACCCGAUAGAGAUACAAGCCGUUCGCCAUCACCCAUCGGAGAGACAUAA
Messenger RNA from Nannizzia gypsea CBS 118893, 1887 nucleotides. RefSeq lists its product as hypothetical. The transcript has a single exon. Lineage: Eukaryota; Fungi; Ascomycota; Eurotiomycetes; Onygenales; Arthrodermataceae. The coding region runs from base 1 to 1887 and encodes 628 amino acids. The record is from RefSeq and is a predicted model, not a curated record.